Culex quinquefasciatus (southern house mosquito) is the source of this 1080-nucleotide messenger RNA. RefSeq lists its product as uncharacterized. The record is from RefSeq and is a predicted model, not a curated record. The transcript is spliced from 3 exons. Lineage: Eukaryota; Metazoa; Arthropoda; Insecta; Diptera; Culicidae. Bases 1 to 1080 code for a protein of 359 amino acids.
AUGUAUGCUAGGGAGAAAGUCAGGGUUACCGUUCGUUCGAGAUACUCGGCCUUCGCCGCCAGUAUCGCAUGUCUGGUGGUUCCAAAGGUGACUGGAAUCAUCCCCGGAUCGAAGAUUGAUGUUUCCUCCUGGUCGAUCCCAGUGGGAAUCCAACUUGCGGAUCCAGAGUUCAAUGUCCCCGAGAGAAUUGAUAUGUUGAUUGGUGCCUCCAUGUUUUUCAGCCUGCUUAAGUCAGGACAGCUGCACCUGGCAGACGGUCUGCCAGAGUUGCGCGAAACUCAUUUCGGCUGGGUAUUUUCCGGCGAAAUCGAGAAUUCUGUGAACCAUUCACACAUCGCGAACAACGCUUCGUUGGAUGUGCUGAAUCAAACGAUUUCCAAGUUUUGGGAGGUCGAGGAUCUUGCCGAUCCAACGCCCCCACCCUCUGAUGUUGAUGAAUGUGAGAAAUUGUUCGUGGAAACGCAUCGUCGUUUGCCGUCAGGUCGAUUUGUUGUUAGAUUACCGUUUCGUGAAGAUGUUUCAGGGUUGCCAGACAACCGUUCGCUCGCUCUUCGUCGGUUUCUGCUGUUGGAGCGCCGUCUCAACAGAGAACCAAGUCUGAAGCAGCAGUAUGCUAUGUUCAUUGAUGAGUAUGAAACCCUUGGUCAUUGUCGUGAGGUUGAUGAGUCCAAGGAUGUAGACCAGCAUCGGUACUACAUGCCCCACCACGCCGUCCUGAGGCCGACGAGCUCGACCACGAAACUGCGAGUAGUGUUCGACGCGUCGGCCAAGCAAGGUUCUACGGCGAAGUCGCUCAACGAGGUUCUCCACGUUGGAAAGCCGGUCCAAAAAACCAAUCUCGCCGACAUCAGGUUGUACUUUUUGGAAAGCUUCUUCAGCAACAACAGUAGCAGCUUAACCUUCGAUCGACACUUUCCGGUAGUCUUUGCCUUUGUGGAACUGGAAACCGCCCUCCUCUACAAGAUGGGUUCCAGUUCCGUUACGUCCGUGAUUGAAAACGAUUGCUUCCUGCUACUCCCCCUCCCCCACCAUCUUCACCACCAUCCCCAAUUUCGAACCAAGACGAAUGUGAGCGAUUAA